GCAGCCAGAGAGCCCCGAUGCUUAUUCAGGCUGGGGAGAGGAGCCGAGUGGAGGGGCGAGCGAGGCUCCGGCAGCGCAGGGGAGCCCGGGGAGGCGGCGGCGCGCGGCGGAGCCAGUGGCCGGACAUGCCCCGGACUCGGGGCCGCUGCACCACAGCCGCCGCCCGGAGCCAGCCGGCCGGACGCCGACACGCCUGGGUCCCCCGGCGCCGCGCCACCCGGGGGCUGCUACCCGGACCCUCGGCGUCCGACCAACAAUAAGCGCCCAGACAGCCCCCUCCCCGCCCCGCGCCCGCCGUCCCCGCGGGCCCCGGGGAAAGUGAAAGGAGGAGGCGAAGGAAGGAAGGAAGGAAGGAAGGGAGGAGGAGCGGGAGCCCGAGCCGUGAGGUUCGGGGCCGAGACCCCAGCCCCGAGCCCCGGGCCGGGCGGGUGUGCGCGCUCUCCCGCCGCUGCCCCGCGCCCACGACCAUGCUCCGCGGUUGGGAGGCAGGAACCCAGGCGCCCAGCGACCCCCGGAGACCUCCCGGGCCGGGCUGGUAUUGAGACCAAGGCGUCCAGGAUCAAAAGAUCACCGCCUGCCCGCCCCCCUCUGCACCUCCAACUGGCGAGCAGGAGGACCCCAAUCCACCCACCGACCCUGACCUGGUCAUGGCGUCCAGCUCCGGCCUGGCGUGAGGACCCCCGACCCGCGUGAGGCUGCGCCCCCCAGGACUUUGCAUCUUCAGGGGACAAGGGGUGUAGCCAAGGAGACCACACAGGGAACCCCCAUCCCAGACCACACCCUUGAGCCUGAGCCCGACACACAUUAUUCCUGAGUCCGUGCUCCAGUACCGAGUACCUGGCUGGGCCCUGGGCACGCACAGGGGCCGUAGCCCCACUGUGUGUGGGAGCCAUGAGGAUCCUGGCUAACAAGACAAGGUUACCCCACCCCAGGAGGAGAGAAGCUCCAGGGAGCCCGCCGCUGUCCCCCCGCGGCCACUGCCCCCCUGCCCCAGCCAAGCCAAUGCACCCAGAAAAUAAGUUGACCAAUCAUGGCAAGACAGGGAAUGGCGGGGCCCAAUCCCAGCACCAGAAUGUGAACCAAGGACCCACCUGCAACCUGGGCUCGAAGGGCGUGGGGGCGGGGAACCAUGGGGCCAAGGCCAACCAGAUCUCACCUAGCAACUCAAGUCUGAAGAACCCCCAGGCAGGGGUGCCCCCUUUCAGCUCGCUCAAGGGCAAAGUGAAGAGGGAGCGGAGCGUGUCUGUGGACUCUGGAGAGCAGCGAGAGGCUGGGACCCCAUCCCUGGAUUCAGAGGCCAAAGAGGUGGCACCCCGGAGCAAGCGGCGUUGUGUGCUGGAGCGGAAGCAGCCAUACAGUGGGGACGAAUGGUGCUCAGGACCAGACAGCGAGGAGGACGACAAGCCCAUUGGGGCCACCCACAAUUGUAAUGUAGCAGAGCCAGGCAUGGCGGCCCCACAGCUGGGUCCCAGCCAAGCCGCCCAACUGCCCCUCAGUGAGAGCAGUGCACCAGGCCCCCCGCAUGGGCCCCCUCCAGGCCUUCGGUCUGAUGCCCCCGGAGGUGGGGGCGGGGGUGUCCCUGGAAAGCCUCCCUCACAGUUUGUGUACGUCUUCACCACCCACCUGGCCAACACGGCCGCAGAGGCAGUGCUGCAGGGCCGGGCCGAUUCCAUCCUUGCCUACCAUCAGCAGAACGUGCCCCGGGCCAAGCUUGACCAGGCCCCGAAAGUGCCACCCACCCCAGAACCGCUACCCCUGAGCACACCGUCAGCAGGCACCCCGCAGUCCCAGCCGCCUACUCUGCCGCCACCACCACCCCCAGCCCCUGGCAGUGCCCCACCUGCUCUGCCUUCAGAGGGGCCUCCUGAGGACACCAAUCAGGACCUGACGCCUAACUCAGUGGGAGCUGCCAGCACGGGUGGUGGGACAGCGGGCACCCACCCUAACACCCCUACGGCUGCCACCACCAACAACCCACUGCCUCCUGGAGGAGACCCCAGCAGUGCCCCUGGCCCUGCCCUGAUAGGGGAGACAGCUCCCUCAGGAAAUGGGCAGCGGAGCCUCGUGGGCUCUGAGGGCCUGUCUAAGGAGCAGCUGGAGCAUCGGGAGCGUUCCCUCCAGACCCUGCGAGACAUCGAGCGGCUGUUGCUCCGCAGCGGGGAGACCGAGCCCUUCCUCAAGGGGCCCCCGGGAGGAGCAGGUGAGGGGGGACCACCAGCACAAGCCCCUCCUGCCCCCCAGCAGCCACCUGUGGCCCCUCCCGGUGGGCUGAAGAAGUACGAAGAGCCCUUGCAGUCCAUGAUUUCGCAGACACAGAGCCUAGGGGGUCCCCCGCUGGAGCAUGAAGUGCCUGGGCACCCCCCAGGUGAGGACAUGGGACAGCAGAUGAACCUGAUGAUGCAGAGGCUGGGCCAGGACAGCCUGACGCCUGAGCAAGUGGCCUGGCGCAAGCUGCAGGAAGAGUACUACGAGGAGAAACGGCGGAAGGAGGAGCAGAUUGGGCUGCACGGGGGCCGCCCUCUGCAGGACAUGAUGGGCAUGGGGGGCAUGAUGGUGAGGGGGCCGCCCCCUCCCUACCACAGCAAGCCUGGGGAUCAGUGGCCACCUGGAAUGGGUGCACAGCUGCGGGGGCCCAUGGAUGUCCAAGAUCCCAUGCAGCUCCGGGGCGGACCUCCCUUCCCUGGCCCUCGUUUCCCAGGCAACCAGAUGCAACGGGUACCUGGGUUUGGAGGCAUGCAGGGUAUGCCCAUGGAGGUGCCCAUGAAUACCAUGCAAAGGCCUGUGAGGCCGGGCAUGGGCUGGACUGAAGAUUUGCCCCCCAUGGGGGGGCCUAGCAAUUUUGCCCAGAAUGCUGUGCCCUACCCAGGUGGGCAGGGUGAAGCAGAGCGAUUCAUGACUCCUCGGGUUCGAGAGGAGCUGCUGCGGCACCAGCUGCUGGAAAAGCGGUCGAUGGGCAUGCAGCGCCCCCUGGGCAUGGCAGGCAGUGGCCUGGGGCAGGGCAUGGAGAUGGAGCGGAUGAUGCAGGCGCACCGGCAGAUGGAUCCGGCCAUGUUCCCCGGGCAGAUGGCUGGUGGCGAGGGCCUGGCGGGCACUCCCAUGGGCAUGGAGUUCGGUGGAGGUCGGGGCCUUCUAAGUCCCCCCAUGGGGCAGUCUGGGCUGAGGGAGGUGGACCCACCCAUGGGGCCAGGCAACCUCAACAUGAACAUGAAUGUGAACAUGAACAUGAACAUGAACCUGAAUGUGCAGAUGACCCCGCAGCAGCAGAUGCUGAUGUCACAGAAGAUGCGAGGCCCUGGGGACAUGAUGGGGCCACAGGGCCUCAGUCCUGAGGAGAUGGCCCGGGUGCGGGCCCAGAACAGCAGUGGCAUGAUGGGUGGCCCGCAGAAGAUGCUUAUGCCUUCACAGUUUCCUAACCAGGGCCAGCAGGGAUUCUCUGGGGGCCAGGGACCCUACCAAGCCAUGCCCCAGGACAUGGGCAAUACCCAAGACAUGUUCAGCCCUGACCAGAGCUCAAUGCCCAUGGGCAAUGUGGGCACCACUCGGCUCAGCCACAUGCCUCUGCCUCCUGCAUCCAAUCCUCCUCCCGGGUCUGUGCAUUCAGCCCCAAACCGGGGGCUGGGCAGACGGCCUUCAGACCUCACCAUCAGUAUUAAUCAGAUGGGCUCGCCAGGCAUGGGGCAUCUGAAAUCGCCCACCCUUAGCCAGGUGCACUCACCCCUGGUCACCUCGCCCUCCGCCAACCUCAAGUCACCCCAGACUCCCUCACAGAUGGUGCCCUUGCCUUCGGCCAACCCGCCAGGACCUCUCAAGUCGCCCCAGGUCCUCAGCUCCUCCCUCAGUGUCCGUUCACCCACUGGCUCACCCAGCAGGCUCAAGUCUCCCUCCAUGGCGGUGCCUUCUCCAGGUUGGGUUGCCUCACCCAAGACAGCCAUGCCCAGCCCUGGGGUCCCCCAGAACAAGCAGCCGCCUCUCAACAUGAACUCUUCCACCACCCUGGGCAGUAUGGAACAGAGUGCCCUCCCGCCUAGCGGCCCCCGGAGCAGCAACUCAGCGCCUCCCGCCAACCCUCCCAGUGGCCUCAUGAACCCCAGCCUGCCAUUCACUUCCUCCCCAGACCCCACGCCUUCCCAGAACCCCCUGUCACUGAUGAUGUCCCAGAUGUCCAAGUAUGCCAUGCCCAGCUCCACCCCACUCUACCACAAUGCCAUCAAGACCAUCGCCACCUCAGAUGACGAGCUGCUGCCCGACCGGCCCCUGCUACCCCCGCCACCACCACCGCAGGGCUCUGGGCCAGGGAUCAGCAAUAACCAGCCCAACCAGAUGCACCUGAACUCAGCUGCUGCCCAGAGUCCCAUGGGCAUGAACCUGCCAGGCCAGCAGCCCCUGUCCCAUGAGCCCCCGCCUGCCAUGUUGCCCUCCCCCACCCCUUUGGGCUCCAACAUUCCACUGCACCCCAAUGCGCAGGGGACAGGAGGACCCCCUCAAAACUCGAUGAUCAUGGCUCCAGGGGGCCCAGACUCCCUGAAUGCCCCCUGUGGCCCUGUGCCCAGCUCCUCCCAGAUGAUGCCCUUCCCCCCUCGGCUGCAGCAGCCCCAUGGUGCCAUGGCUCCCAGUGGGGGUGCGGGCGCUGGGCCUGGCCUGCAGCAGCACUAUCCUUCAGGUAUGCCCCUGCCCCCAGAGGACCUGCCCAGCCAGCCGCCAGGCCCCAUGCCCCCCCAGCAGCACCUGAUGGGCAAAACCAUGGCAGGGCGCAUGGGCGAUGCAUACCCACCAGGCGUGCUUCCUGGGGUGGCAUCAGUGCUGAACGACCCCGAGCUGAGCGAGGUGAUCCGGCCCACCCCGACGGGGAUCCCUGAGUUCGACUUGUCGAGGAUCAUCCUCUCUGAGAAGCCAAGCAGCACACUCCAGUACAUCCCCAAGAGCGAGAACCAGCCCCCUAAGGCCCAGCCCCCCAAUCUGCAUCUCAUGAACCUGCAGAAUAUGAUGGCGGAGCAGACUCCCUCCCGGCCCCCCAACCUCCCGGGCCAGCAGGGUGUCCAGCGGGGGCUCAACAUGUCCAUGUGCCACCCGGGACAGAUGUCCUUGCUGGGCAGGACAGGUGUGCCCCCACAGCAGGGCAUGGUGCCCCACGGCCUGCACCAGGGGGUCAUGUCCCCUCCACAAGGCCUCAUGACCCAGCAGAAUUUCAUGCUGAUGAAGCAACGGGGUGUGGGGGGUGAGGUCUACAGCCAGCCCCCCCACAUGCUCUCCCCACAGGGCUCCCUCAUGGGCCCCCCGCCCCAGCAGAACCUCAUGGUGUCCCACCCCCUGCGGCAGCGCAGUGUGUCUCUGGACAGCCAGAUGGGCUACCUCCCAACGCCGGGCAGCAUGGCCAACCUGCCCUUCUAGCAGUCCCCGUUUGGGGCUGGAGCUGGGGCAACAUUGCAAAUAUGAUAACCUUAAAAAAGUUUCUUCCCCUCCAGUGUUGGGAUGGCCUGGGUCAAGGGGUGGGGUGGACGGGGUGGGAGGGGCUUGUGUGGGGAGUGGCAUUUGUGGAAACCAGAUGUGCUGGCAGCUUUGGGGGAAGUGGCAGAGUUGGGGGGUGGGGAUUUUGGAUUGCUGUUUGUUCCAUUUCGGCCACCACAACUGCCCCCUCCCUGGCUCCUCCCAAUCCUAUGGAGCCUCUAUUUUCCUUCCUUCUUUGCACCCACCGUCAUUCAGCUAUGCUUCAGGAGUCCUGUGUGGAAUCCUUGGGGGAGAGAGGAAGGAAAGAUGUCCCCCUCCCGUCCCUUUCCUUUCUGCUGCUGUCUCCUAUCUCUUCAUUGCUCCCGCGUCACUUUCCUCCUCUUGAUUUUUCUGCUCCUGCGUUCUUCCUUCUGUCUUUUCCUGCCUCAUUUCCUCUCCCUGCUGAUGUGGCUGACCCCUCUCCCACCCUUCCCUGCAGGCGGCUGGCCAGGUGGGCAGGUGCCAGCCGUAGCUGUAAAUAGAGCGCUGCGCUUUUGUGCCGGUUUGUGCGUGUGCUGUAUUUCUGUGUUUUGAUAGAAGUCACACAAAAAAAAAGGAUAAAAGAAACCUUUCCCCCCUUUUUCAAAUUAUUGCCCCUUUCCAUUCCCCUGGACCCAGGAACAUGCAGUACAGCACACCCACCCACUGUUCACGGUGUCCCUGGGUCCAUAAAGGAUACCAUUCCAGCCCCCUCGCCAAAUGGUGAAAUGACAGAUGCCCCACCACUAAACUGAGGUCAGACUACCUGGGCUUCCACCUGGAGAGCCCCAGCAUGCUGAGACCCCCAGGCUGGCAGCCUGUCUGCUGCUGAGUGAUCCAGGAGAACACGUGCACAUGCAUGCGUGUUUGCCCCACACAGGUAACAUGGGGCCUUGGCUUCCCAGCUGUGGAUGUCUAGGGUCCCCUGCUGCUACAUCUUAGCCAGAACUUGAAGUCCUUGGUCCCCAGUCUGGGAUGAAGGAAAGGAGGAAGAGGUGGAGGCUGUGUGGCCCCCUUGAGUGGAGCCAUGGAGGAGUGACAGGGUGGCCCAGAUGGCCCUGGGCCAGGUAACCCCCAGGGCCCUGACUCUUCCAGAGGCUGCCACCAGCUGCUUCUGCCCAAAGGAGGAAGGAAAAGGGUUUGGUUGAGUCGGUCUGUCUCCCUCCAGCCUCCACCCCUGAGGAUGGAAUAGAGAAGGUGUUGGACAGGGAGCAGGAGAGUGUCCUACCACCUCCUUUCUGCCUGCCUACUUACUGGCAAGGACCCUCUGCCCAGGGCUCAGGGCUCUUUGCCCACCCAGGCGCAGCCACUGCCUCUCCCUCAGUCCCCUGCUCUUCCCCAGAAGAGCUCCCCAAUGCCUCUGGUGAGAGCUGAAGCCAUACACGACUGAGUGUUUUGCCCCCCCUCGGCCCCAGGAGUAAACACUUCUCCUUUUCUCACUUCCUUUCCUGCCUUGUGAGGUGGCAAGGCAGUUCCCUGGCUGAGGCCUUUUACGCCCCGCCUCCAGGGCCCAGGGCCAUUUCUAGACAAAGUGUCUUCUGCCAUGGCCCCGUCCCCAGCCUUCCUGAUCUGCAGGGCCUGGUCUCGCGUUGGCAGCUGUGAAACAAAGGGAAUUUGCCCCCACUUCUCCCAGUCUGGUGCUGUCCUCAGUCCACCGUCAGCCAGGUCAAGCGCUUCCUCCAGGGCUGGCCGCAGGCUCCUGCCCCCCCAGCACCUCCCAGGGGCCAGGGCCCGGCCUCUGUUCACAGGCCACCUGCCCUCCAUCCUGCCAGGCACUUUGCCUGCCCUGCCUCAACCUGGGCCCUGUGCCCAUGAGCCCCCCACCCCUGACCCAAGACUCCCCAAACUGACUGUUUCCUGCCCAGAGGAGAAGGGUCAGAAUGCCAAGCACCCAGUGGCCUCCCCAUUCUCCUCCCUCCUCCGCCAUCAGACUAGCUUUCCAAGGUGAACUCCACAGGCCAGCCUACUUCUUCCCUCCAUCCAUGGCCAUAACCCCAGCCAUUUUGUACCAUUAUAUAAAUAUAUAUAUAUAAAUAUAAAUAUAUAAAUACAAUAUGUGAAGACAUCUUUUCGGUUUUUAUUUUGAAACAAUUUUUAGGCUUGUUCCGGGGGUCUCUGUGCUGCCUGUACUGUAUUGACCUGUUUUAUAGGUGCCUUUUUAUUAAAAAGAGAAAAUUAAAAA
Molecule: messenger RNA, 7645 nt
Organism: Equus caballus (horse)
Lineage: Eukaryota; Metazoa; Chordata; Mammalia; Perissodactyla; Equidae
Gene: BCL9L
Product: BCL9 like
Biological process (GO): negative regulation of transforming growth factor beta receptor signaling pathway; canonical Wnt signaling pathway; positive regulation of transcription by RNA polymerase II
Cellular component (GO): beta-catenin-TCF complex
Molecular function (GO): transcription coactivator activity; beta-catenin binding
Source: RefSeq, a predicted model, not a curated record